Molecule: messenger RNA, 1693 nt
Organism: Crotalus tigris (Tiger rattlesnake)
Lineage: Eukaryota; Metazoa; Chordata; Lepidosauria; Squamata; Viperidae
Gene: ABRA
Product: actin binding Rho activating protein
Exons: 2
Coding region: 226-1395 (389 amino acids)
Biological process (GO): positive regulation of transcription by RNA polymerase II; positive regulation of Rho protein signal transduction
Cellular component (GO): sarcomere
Molecular function (GO): actin binding
Source: RefSeq, a predicted model, not a curated record
UCAAGUGUCCAACAGCUGUGCUGAAAUACAAGCUGGGCCUUUUAAAAAAAGAUCACUGUCAGAAUAAGGCUCUAUGUGAGAAAUGCUUCCCAUACUUUCUAGCUUCAUGCCCACCCUUCUAUCUAUUUAAAUCUCCACAAGUCUUCCCUGCUUGUUAUUUGCUACAAGAAACAAUCUGAACUGAGUUUUAACAUAAGCAAACGUUGGAAAACCAUAGACAAAGCCAUGCCACCAAAAGAACACCAGUAUACCACACCUUCCAAGAGGGCGAUCAAAAAAAUCCGAAUGACUAGCUUGGUUAUCAGCUUAGCAAAAGGUUGGCAGCAAUGGGCAAGUGAACACAACACCAAGCAAGCCCAGGAACCUAGUGGAUGGGUACCUAAUGAAGAGAAAUCACCAAAUGAUCCAAGAGAGUGGACACCUCCUAAACAUUUGCCAACUUUCAAGAAAGAUGAGUCAAAAACUGAGAUACAAUUUCCCUCAGAACAUCAAGCGUCAAAUGAAGAUGGAAAACAAAGUCCAAAUGAGUCAACAGAAGCUCUUGAGAAAUUUAAUAUUAGAAGUAAAGGAGUUACCAAAAGUGUAAUAAGGUCACUCUCUGAAAGAAGUAGUGACAUUGGUCUUCUCAGCAACAAAUAUGAACAAGAUGAAUUUGCUGAGACAGGAAAGAUCAUCAAUGACCCUAAAAAUAUUGAUCAAAUCCUUAGUAAUAAAAUGUCUCCUACAAGAAGGAGAAAGUGCUCUAAUUUGGUAUCAGAGAUGACAAAGGGAUGGAAACAUUUGGAACAAGAAGAACUACAGGACUAUCGGAGCAACAGUUUAGAUACAGAAGACAGCGGCUAUGGUGAAGACACAGAGGAUGGACUAGACACAGAUAAUAAUAUCCAAGAAAUACGGAGUGUUGUGAGGAUAAAACAUCCCAUGGCCUCAUACAAGAAUAAAAAUCUCAAGUUGUCUAAGAAUUACAAUCCUGUCUACAAUCUAAAGGAGCGAUGGGAAGGAUGGGCUGAUGAACAUGUGAUAGUACAAAAACUCAAUCCUUUCAGUGAGGAGUUUGACUAUGAGCUUGCUAUGGCCACCCGUCUGCAUAAAGGAGAUAAGGGCUAUGGUCAUCCUAAAGAAGGUACGAAGACAGCAGAACGAGCCAAGAGAGCAGAGGGCCACAUCCACCGGGAGAUGAGAGAUAUGUGUUUCAUUAUCAGAACAAUGGCUCAGCCUCAACGUGAUGGCAAGAUCCAAGUCACUUUUGGUGAUCUCUUUGAAAGAUAUGUUCACAUUUCAGAUAAAGUGGUUGGAAUACUCCUGAGGGCCAGAAAACAUGGAAUGUUAGACUUUGAGGGAGAAAUGUUGUGGCAAGGCCGGGAUGAUGCUGUUCUAAUAACCUUGUUAGAAUAAGGUCUUUUUCUUCACAGGAUAAAACAAAAGGGCAUUCUUGUAUUCAGAAUGUUUUAUCAAAAGUUUUAUCAGAAAGAUCGACAGACAUCAAAGCUUUCAUCAGUACUCAGAACUUAUUAUUACUUAACAAUAGUAUCUCCAUAUUAUUCCAUCUAUGUGUUAUUAUUUGUUAAGUACAUAGAUCAGUGAUGGUGAACCUUUUAGAGACCGAGUGCCCAAACUGCAACCCAAAACCCACUUAUGCAUUGUCGGGUGCCGGGUGGGUGUGGCCCAUUGGGUGGGCGUGGCUCCAAUGGGA